CAAAAUCAAUUCAUCCCCGGUGCCGAACGCCGAACGCCAGUGCUGCGGCUGCCGAGAGUCCGGACCACAGCUCGCGCCGCCCGCCGCACCCGACCCGCGUCGCCUCGCCUCGCCUCGCCCAGGCGUGCGCUCCCUCCCUUCUCCCGCGCCGUCGCCUCCGGACCCGCUGGGCCCAGCGGGCGCCGCCCAACUCGGACGCGCCGCCGCCCUCCCGGUGUGAGGCGGAGGUGCUUGGGGACCCGCCCCCCAUGGCGAGCGCCGGCAACAGCGGCAGCGGGGACGACGAUUCAGGAGGGAAGCUCCUGGCGGAUCGCUACCAGAAGGGCGAGGUCCUCGGCGAGGGCACGUACGGAGUCGUCUUCAAGGCCAUCGACACCAAGACUGGAAAUACAGUCGCAGUAAAGAGAAUCCGGAUAGGGAAGGACAAGAAGGAAGGUGUUAACUUCACCGCAUUGAGGGAAAUUAAACUACUUAAGGAGCUGAAAGAUCCUAAUAUUAUAGAGCUGAUUGAUUGUUUCCCUUACAAGGAAAAUUUGCACCUUGUAUUUGAGUUCAUGGAGACUGAUCUGGAAGCUCUCAUAAAAGAUAAGAACAUAAUACUAUCUCCAGCUGACACAAAAUCAUAUGUCCAGAUGAUGUUAAAAGGUCUAGCGUUCUGCCAUAAGAAAUGGGUGCUACACAGGGAUAUGAAACCAAAUAAUUUACUCAUUGGUGCCGAUGGGCAGCUCAAGCUUGCUGACUUCGGUCUGGCUCGUAUGUUUGGGAGUCCAGGAAGGAACUUCACUCAUCAGGUCUUUGCUCGUUGGUACCGGGCACCAGAAUUAUUAUUUGGCUCGAAGCAGUAUGGAUCUGGGGUGGAUAUUUGGGCUGCUGGAUGUAUUUUUGCUGAACUGCUUACUCGCAGAGCCUUUCUCCAGGGUUCUAGUGACAUUGAUCAACUUGGGAAGAUUUUCGCAGCACUUGGGACCCCAAAAUCUUCUCAAUGGCCUGACAUGGCUUAUCUUCCUGAUUAUGUUGAAUACCAAUAUGUUGCUGCACCUCCACUCCGUACAUUGUUUCCAAUGGCCAGUGACGAUGCUUUGGAUCUUCUGUCAAAAAUGCUUACAUAUGAUCCAAAAGCAAGAAUCAGUGCUCAGCAGGCUCUAGAACACAGGUACUUUUCAUCGUUACCUGCUCCAACAAGACCAUCGCAGCUUCCAAGGCCACGGCGGAAAGGAGAUCAAGGGAAUAACAAGAUACCUGAUCUGAACCUGCAGGAUGGCCCUGUGGUGCUCUCUCCGCCAAGAAAGUUCCGUAGGGUGACAGCGCAUGAAGGGAUGGAAGGUAUGCACAGGGCAGAUAAGGUGGACGAGCAUCCUUCUGGGAUGAGACACACAGAUGACAUGCCCAGUCAAAGUUCUAGAAUUCCAAUGUCAGUUGAUGUUGGAGCUGUGUUUGGCACACGACCUGCACCUAGGCCAACAUUGAACAGCGCAGACAAGUCUCGUUUAAAACGGAAACUUGAUAUGGACCCAGAGUUUGGAUAUGCGGAGUAAAAGAAACAUGUUUACAUGCACCAUUCUUUUCUUACUGGAAUGUUGAUUUUUAAAAUAUUCUUUGGGAGAUAUUUCCACAAUUUACUCAGAAAAGAGGAUUUGCAUUGAAGCCACAAAAUUGCACCGAGGGAUUCUGACACAAUCAACUGAGCUGAGAGAUUAUUCUAAUUUAUCCUGAAUCUCAUAGGGCAUUACAGCUAACCAAUUCCGUAAGGAAGGCUCAAAACAGUAUGCUCUAUGGGAUGCAUGAGUGGAGAGUGAUAUGGGGAAUUGCGGGGACAGAAGCGCUUGCUCUAGUUAGAUUGUGUGUUUGUACGUGUUUAUCAAGGUUGUGCUGAAGCAUCUGAUCUAUUGGUCCUCUAUUCUCCGUGGUGUCAAUUUCCGUUCAAUUCUUGUAUGGACAUUGAGCUUUGAGCAAUUUUCAGUCACACCUUAGGUACAGUGAUUUUUAUUGUAACUAAGAGCAACUUAUAUUAUCUGACAUUUAUUGUGAGAUGAUUAAACAAUGCAUGAAGGAAAAAAAAAGAAAAAGUGGUUUUGAUUUCCU
Molecule: messenger RNA, 2082 nt
Organism: Sorghum bicolor (sorghum)
Lineage: Eukaryota; Viridiplantae; Streptophyta; Magnoliopsida; Poales; Poaceae
Product: cyclin-dependent kinase D-1
Exons: 7
Coding region: 249-1535 (428 amino acids)
Biological process (GO): positive regulation of transcription by RNA polymerase II; protein phosphorylation
Cellular component (GO): transcription factor TFIIH holo complex; nucleus; cytoplasm
Molecular function (GO): ATP binding; RNA polymerase II CTD heptapeptide repeat kinase activity; cyclin-dependent protein serine/threonine kinase activity
Source: RefSeq, a predicted model, not a curated record